CCACCACCUGGGCACCCUCUCACUUCACCGCGCCAGGCUCCCUCAACCCUCCAGCUCCCUUCUUCCCGACCCGCCUGUGACCCGCCUGCGACCCGCCUCCCGACAUGCCGUUCUGAACCCGACGCGGUUUGCCAAUUCGCUUUGUCAAGCCGCAUGCCGAAAGCGUCACAUAGCAACAACAGCAACAGCACCAGCAAGCAGCCCCAGCACCAGCACCAGCAACAACAAUACCGGCUCACGCACCGGGCUUGCUGCAUACUCUCCCCCCUCAUCUCUACACCCACCGCUCCCUCUUCUCUCCCAACAUCCCUCCUCGCCGCAUUCAUGAGUACUCGAUAAACAUCUCCGCCACCUCCUCCAAACACACCCUCACCUACCACCGACCAUGUCGCCGUCCCCCCCAGGCGUCGCGGCUCAGCUGCGGCAACUGAUCCACUACCACCUCGACAAUGGCUUUCUCGAAAACGCCCUCUUCCUUGCUGGUCGCCUGCACGGUCUGGAGCCACGCUCUCCCGAUGCCGCUCAUCUGCUGGCGCUCUGCAACCUUCGUCUAGGCAGAUACAAAGCAGCAUACGACUCUUCGCGGCCAAAAGGCUGCCAGGGACAGCACUUGGGCUGCGCCUACGUCUUUGCACAGGCCUGUCUUGGCCUGGAGCGCUUCGUCGACGGCGCUUUUGCCUUGGAGAAAGCUCGCGGCCUUUGGGCCGGCCGAAACCACUGGAACAAGCACUCGGAGACGUCAAGGCGACACCUCCCAGAUGCCGCCGCUUGCUAUUGUCUGUUGGGCAAGCUGUGGAACACGCACGGCGACACCAAGAAGGCUGUCGACUACUACAUCGAAGCCCUGAAGCUGAACCCCUUUAUGUGGGACGCCUUCACCGACCUCUGCGACAUUGGUGCUCUCGUCCGCCCCAUGAAUAUCUUCAAGGUCACCCCAGAGAUGCUGGCCGCUUUGUCCCAUUCAGCGUCAACCGGAAGUGUGGCCAGCUUGUUCAUGUCUCAAGAGAGCUUUGAGGCCAAGAAUCCAUUCAUUUUGACUCCGGAAAUUGACCCUUUCAACCCAUCACGAAACGGGGGAGAUGUCGGACUCAAUCUCGGCGGUUCGAACCUCCUCUCGAAGCUCAAUGGCAGCAUUCCUGUCUCCAACGGCAGCGUGGCAGGUUCCGGGUACCCCGAUGUUGAGACCCCAACCUCUAAUGGCCAAAAUAUGCAUGACGGUGAUGUGAUGAUGGGCGACGUUGGGGGCCCAGUACUGCAUGAGCAGGGUGUGGACGUGCCGCACGCGCCGGGAAAGAAAUCGCGAUUGCAGCCCUUUAGUGCAAUGGAAGAACCCCCAAAAAUGCGGCCCAUUACGUCACGGAGUAGAUUGAAGAUGGGCUCAGAGGGCAUGGAGGCAACCGAAAUUCCAAGGCCAAUAGGACAGAAUGGUCACAAGCGGACUGUGUCAGGUCAUUCGACACAUGCUAACGUGUCAUCUCUAGACCCAACCGCAGCUCCACCGAGGAGAAGUGUUCGGCUCCUCAACUCCAUUAGCAGCCAGAUACGCCCCUCAAGCAGUCGGCUAGCAGCUGUAGCUGGCAGGGAUCCGGAGGGCAAAGAGCGACGUGAAAUGAGGAAAGCGAAAGCAACAGGUACGAAAGGGAAGGCUGGGACUAUGUCCACCGUGGGGAGGGUCGUGAGUGGUAACCGGAAACCUACCGUCGAGAUCUCAGAGGCCUCCUCUAAGCCCGAGUCAAGGCCAGCCAGUGGGGCCAGUGGAGCGCUGGCACCCCCAAAAAUGAUCCCAACCAGUGAUCCCGGACGAGACCAAGAAGCAUUGCAUUGGCUUCUCGAUCUCCUCCUCAAGAUCGGGACAGGAUACGCUCAGUUAAGUCGGUUCCAGUGCGUGCAGGCCCUCGAAACCUUUGCUACUGUACCAACACAACAACGGGAGACACCAUGGGUGCUUGCUCAAAUAGGCAAGGCGUACUACGAACGCUCCAUGUACUCCGAUGCCGAGAAGGUGUUCCAGCGCAUUCGAGAGAAAGCACCCUCGCACAUGGAGGAUAUGGAAGUCUUUUCGAAUGUCCUAUGGCAACUGAAGAGGGAAACAGAUCUUGCAUACCUCGCCCACACCCUAGUUGACCAGGACCGCCUUUCCCCGCAAGCGUGGUGUGCCCUCGGAAACGCGUUUUCACUUCAGCGAGAACAUGAUCAGGCCAUCAAGUGCUUCACACGGGCUACCCAGCUGGAUCCAAAAUUUGCGUAUGCAUUCACCCUGCAAGGUCACGAGCACGUGACGAACGAGGAGUUCGACAAGGCUCUGAACGCUUAUCGGUGCGCGAUCAGUGCCGACAAUAGACAUUACAAUGGAUGGUAUGGGCUCGGCCAAGUGUUUGAGAAGAUGGGCAAGUAUGAUCAUGCCGAAACUCACUAUCGAGCCGCUUCGAAGAUCAACCCAACCAACGCGCUAUUGGCAGUCAAGAUUGGAUCGGUACUUGAUCGAAUGAAGAAGACCCAACCAGCCCUCAUGCAGUAUAUGACUGCCGUUGCCCUCGAUCCGCGGUCGAACCUCGCUCGCUUCAGGAAAGCCCAGAUUCACCUAAAGCUUGGUGCCCCGGUGGAAGCUCUGAAAGAUUUAGAAUACCUCAAGGAUUCAGCACCUGAUGAUGCUAAUGUCCAUUUCCUGCUAGGAAGAACAUAUAAGAAAUUAAGAGACCGGACGAAUGCAAUCCGCCACUUUACGAUUGCCAUGAAUCUCGAUCCGAAAGCAAGCCAGUAUAUCAAGGAAGCAAUGGAGGGUUUGGAUGAUGACGAAGUUGGCGAGUGGAGUAGUGGAGAUGAACGAUGAGAGAUAUUGGUGAGAGGUUCGUCCAUCAAAGCUCCAGCAUCAGCGAAUGCGGAGCAGGCUCUUGUUGCUAGACUCUGGGUAUUGUCUCCUGGUGGACCGAUUAAGUUUUCUCCGAAUGUCUAUCUCAUUGCGGAACGAAUGCCCGGGAUACGACACGUUAUGAAUUCAGCCUUGUCACGGCCUCAAACACCAACCUCAUACACUCCUAUGGAUACAACUGCCCCUCCUACGACCCUACACGGGCUUAAGUCCCUUGGCCUCCUGGUUC
Lindgomyces ingoldianus is the source of this 3098-nucleotide messenger RNA. RefSeq names its product TPR-like protein. Gene Ontology annotation, molecular function: protein binding. Lineage: Eukaryota; Fungi; Ascomycota; Dothideomycetes; Pleosporales; Lindgomycetaceae. The record is from RefSeq and is a predicted model, not a curated record. The coding region runs from base 386 to 2830 and encodes 814 amino acids. Gene Ontology annotation, biological process: cell division. The transcript has 3 exons.